GCAUUAACAUACAUAUGCAAAUGGCUUCUCAUAAACUUUCUUCUCUUGUGUUCUUUCUGUUGUUUGGAAUAGGAAUUUGUUCUGCAGCGAGACGAUUGUCAAGUUCUAAUGAAGGAUAUGGUUCUUCAAGUGGUCAUGGUUAUAGUAGCUAUGCUUCUGUAGGAGAAUAUGGUGUUGAAAAGUAUGGCAAUGGAUAUGGAAAAGAUGGUUCAUAUGGAGGAAAAUACGGGGAAUAUAAUGGAGGAAAGUACGGGGGAUAUGACGGGGGAAAACACGAGAGAUAUGAUGGUGGAAACUACGGGGGAUACAGCGGAGGUAGACACGAAGGAUACGAUGAAGAAAAUUAUGGAGGAUACGACGGAGGUAAACACGAGGAAUACGGCGGAUGUAAACACAAGGGAUACGAUGGAGGAAACUAUGGGGGAUACGACUUCAGUAAACACGAGGAAUACGACAAAGAUAAACACGAGGGAUACGAUGGAGGAAACUAUAGGGGAUAUGACGGAGGUAAGCAUGAGGAAUACGGUAGAGGUAAACAUGAGGGGUACGAUGGAGGAAACUAUGGGGGAUAUGGUGGAGGUAAGCAUGAUGAAUAUGAUAGAGGUAAACACGAGGAAUACGAAAGAGGUAAACAUGAGGAAUAUGAAGGAGGAAACUACGGGGGAUACGGCGGAGGCAAGCAUGAGGCAUACGGCGGAGGUAAACACGAGGAAUACGGCAAAGAUAAACACGAGGGAUACAAUGGAGGGAACUAUGGGGGAUACGGCGGAGGUAAACACGAGGAAUACGACAAAGAUAAACACGAUGGAUACGAUGGAGGAAAGUAUGGGGGAUACAGCGGAGGUAAACACGAGGAAUACGACAAAGAUAAACACGAGGGAUACGAUGGAGGAAACUAUGGGGGAUACGGCUUCAGUAAACACGAGGAAUACGACAAAGAUAAACACGAGGGAUAUGAUGGAGGGAACUAUGGGGGAUACAGUGGAGGUAAACACGAGGAAUACGGCGGAUGUAAACACAAGGGAUACGAUGGAGGAAACUAUGGGGGAUACGACUUCAGUAAACACGAGGAAUACGACAAAGAUAAACACGAGGGAUACGAUGGAGGAAACUAUAGGGGAUAUGACGGAGGUAAGCAUGAGGAAUACGGUAGAGGUAAACAUGAGGGGUACGAUGGAGGAAACUAUGGGGGAUAUGGUGGAGGUAAGCAUGAUGAAUAUGAUAGAGGUAAACACGAGGAAUACGAAAGAGGUAAACAUGAGGAAUAUGAAGGAGGAAACUACGGGGGAUACGGCGGAGGCAAGCAUGAGGCAUACGGCGGAGGUAAACACGAGGAAUACGGCAAAGAUAAACACGAGGGAUACAAUGGAGGGAACUAUGGGGGAUACGGAGGAGGUAAACACGAGGAAUACGACAAAGAUAAAUACGAGGGAUACGAUGGAGGAAAGUAUGGGGGAUACAGUGGAAGUAAACACGAGGAAUACGACAAAGAUAAACACAAGGGAUACGAUGGAGAAAACUAUGGGGGAUACAGCGGAGGUAAACACGAGGAAUACGACAAAGAUAAACACGAUGGAUACGAUGGAGGAAAGUAUGGGGAAUACAGUGGAAGUAAACACGAGGAAUACGACAAAGAUAAACACGAGGGAUACGAUGGAGGAAAGUAUGGGGGAUACAGUGGAAGUAAACACGAGGAAUACGACAAAGAUAAAUACGAUGGAUAUGAUGGAAGAAACUAUGGGGGAUACGACCAAGGUAAGCAUGAGAAAUACGGCGAAGGUAAACACGAGGAAUACAGUGGAGGAAACUACAGGGGAUACGGUGGAAGUAAACACGAGGGAUAUGCACCCUAAAAAACACGUUUAGCGGUACAAUAUACAUAUAUUAAUAAUAUCAUGAAGAAAUAAAAAAGAGCCCCACAUAAAUAAUUUUCUCCCUCAUGUAUUCAUAAUAAAAUAUAUAACAAAGAUGGGGAAGGGUUACAAUAUUGCUUAUUGUUCAAAUGAGAGCUCUUGUUGUACUUACUCUUUAAAUAA
This is a messenger RNA of Cucurbita pepo subsp. pepo (vegetable marrow), 2036 nucleotides long. NCBI's taxonomy places the organism in Eukaryota, Viridiplantae, Streptophyta, Magnoliopsida, Cucurbitales, Cucurbitaceae. The record is from RefSeq and is a predicted model, not a curated record.